Messenger RNA from Sphenostylis stenocarpa, 4569 nucleotides. Lineage: Eukaryota; Viridiplantae; Streptophyta; Magnoliopsida; Fabales; Fabaceae. The record is from the annotation of a GenBank genome assembly.
AUGUCGUCCGUCCCUCCGCCGCAGCCACAUUCUUUCCUCAAACCUGACCAAGGUGAUCCCGCGCCGGGGAUGCCUUUUUCGUUCGCCGGCAGAGCUAAGCUCAAGAAGAUCCUGCCCAUUCCGAUUCGACGGAGUAAGUUAGGCAAUGAAGAUCAGGAAGAGGAAGGAGAAGAAGAAGAAGAAGAAGGUGAAUGCGGUGAUGUUUCUUCCAUCUUGCUAGCGUCUUCUUUAGGGCUGAAUCACAUUCGAACGCGUUCUUCCUCUUCGCCUCUUCGCUAUUCCUCCUCUGUUGGCGCUCCUUCCUUCCUCACACAGAAUGCUGUCACUAUCAAUGACGCCAGAUUUAGAUCCAAACCUAAUUCCCAUUCAAAGAGAGAACUAGGGGAAAAAGUUCAUUUGAAUCAAUCCAAAUCGCUCAGAACUCCUUCGCAACUCAUUCCCGUGCUGGAGGUAGCUCAGGUUCAUUGCAUGUGUUUUACACAGGGUAAUCAUGCAGCUUUCGCCAAAGAAAUGCAAUCCCCACGUUUUCAGGAAAUAUUGCGACUUACCAGUGGACGCAGAAGGAGAAACCCUGAUAUUAAAAGCUUUUCCCAUGAACUCAACUCCAAGGGAGUCAGACCAUUUCCAAUCUGGAAACAUCGUGCCUUUGGCCACAUGGAGGAAGUCAUGGCGGCUAUUAGAGCUAAGUUUGAAAAAUUAAAGGAAGAAGUUGAUUCUGACUUGGGUGGUUUCGCUGGAGAUUUGGUGGGCAUUCUUGAAAAAAACUCACUGUGUGAUCGUGAAUGGAGAGAGAGGUUAGAGGAUCUGUUGGUUGUUGCUCAACAUUGUGCAAAGAUGUCUCCUACCCAGUUUUGGAUCAAAUGCGAAUCUAUUGUUCAAAAUCUAGAUGACAAACGUCAAGAAUUACCGGUGGGGAUACUCAAGCAAGCUCAUACACGCCUACUGUUCAUUCUCACUCGUUGUACACGCUUAGUGCAAUUCCAGAAGGAAAGCGGGUAUGAACAAGAUCACAUUCUUGGUCUUCAUCAACUCAGCGACCUUGGGGUCUAUCAUGAGCAAAUUUUGAAGGCUGCCGAGCAGUGUUCAAGUAUUCCACCCGAUGGACAUGAGAUGGAUGAGAAACAGUUAAAUAUGCCACAUGGUAAAGAGAAAGACAAACUGAUAACAACACAGAGUCAAGCUGACCAACAAGUAAGUGUUGCGAUUGACAAUAAGGAGGUUGCUACAGACAAGAGCAUUGAAUCACCUUCUGGCAACUAUAGGAUGUCUUCUUGGAGAAAGUUUCCAUCUGUUGCUGACAAAAAGCUAAAAAGUCAAGAUGCUGUAGAUUCCCCUUCCAAAGGCGAAAUGGAUCACUUGGUAGUCAAAGAUGAAAAUGCUGAAAAUUUGGAAACUUCCUCUUGUCACCCUGAACAUCCACAAUCAUCAACAAGAACGCGAAAGGUUUCUUGGGGAUUUUGGGGAGACCAGCAAAAUCUUACGUACGAGGAUUCAAUGAUAUGCAGAAUUUGUGAGGUUGAAAUACCGAUUGUGCAUGUGGAGGAGCACUCAAGAAUAUGCACAAUUGCGGAUAGAUGUGAUUUGAAAGGUUUAACAGUAAAUGAACGGCUUGACCGAGUUUCUGAAACCAUUGAAAGGAUACUGGAAUCCUGGACACCAAAAAGCACACCGAAAAGCACUGAUACUCCCGGAGAAAGCUUUGACCUCGCCACAUCAAGUGUGCUUGAAGAGUUCAACGAUUUAUCUCUAGAUAGAAAUAACCUGACUUGUAGAUUCUCUGAAGACAUGCUCGACUCUACUACGGAGCCUGACAAUAAUUUUGUCAUGGAUGAUCUGAAUCUUUCACCCAGAAUAUCAUGCGAAGCACGCAUCUGCUUAAAACCUGAUCAGGGAACAAAGGUAUCUUCAGCUGGAAGUUUGACACCAAGAUCACCAUUGGUAACACCACGAACCACUCAGGUAGAAAUGUUACUAAGUGGACGAAGAACAUUGUCUGAACUUGAAAGUUGUGAGCAGAUAAGCAAGCUAGUUGAAAUAGCCCGUGCUGUUGCAAAUGUGAACAACUGUGACUACAGUGCUCUGGAGUAUAUGCUUGAUCGCUUAGAAGACCUGAAAUAUGCCAUUCAAGACAGAAAAGUGGAUGCACUUAUUGUGGAGACUUUUGGACGACGAAUUGAGAAACUUUUGCAGGAGAAAUAUAUCUCUCUUUGUGGGCAGAUAGAAGAUGAAAAGGUGGACUCAUCAAAUAGCGUGGUUGAUGAAGAGAGUUCAGUAGAAGAUGAUACAGUUCGUAGCCUUCGUGCUAGCCCUAUCAAUACUUGUUCCAAGGACCGAACCUCUAUUGAAGACUUCGAAAUAAUAAAACCCAUAAGUAGGGGUGCAUUUGGACGAGUUUUUCUUACCCGAAAAAGGGCAACCGGUGAUUUAUUUGCUAUAAAGGUUCUGAAAAAAGCAGAUAUGAUCCGUAAAAAUGCAGUUCAAAGUAUCUUGGCAGAGAGAGACAUCCUUAUAUCUGUUCGAAAUCCUUUUGUGGUCCGAUUUUUCUACUCUUUCACAUGUCGAGAAAAUCUUUAUCUAGUCAUGGAGUAUUUGAAUGGUGGAGAUCUUUAUUCAAUGUUGAGAAAUCUAGGUUGCUUAGAUGAAGAUAUGGCUCGUGUAUAUAUUGCAGAAGUUGUUCUUGCAUUGGAGUAUUUGCAUUCCUUGAAUGUGAUUCACAGAGAUUUGAAGCCAGAUAACUUACUGAUUGGCCAAGAUGGUCAUAUUAAGUUGACAGAUUUUGGGCUCUCUAAGGUUGGUCUUAUAAACAGCACAGAUGAUUUAUCAGCGCCCUCAUUUUCCGCCAGUGGUUUCCUAGGAGACGAUGAACCAAAACCUCGUCAUUCUUCAAAAAGGGAAGAGCGUCAAAGACAAUCAGUAGUUGGCACCCCGGAUUACUUGGCACCUGAAAUACUUCUUGGCAUGGGACAUGGUGUAACCGCUGAUUGGUGGUCUGUGGGUGUCAUACUAUAUGAGCUUCUUGUGGGUAUUCCACCAUUUAAUGCUGAACAUCCACAGGUAGCUUCUUGUGAUAUGAUAACUCUGUACAUUGAAUUCAUUCCAAUCCUCGUCAUUACCCAUAUUGUUAAAAUAUUUAAUAUAGAUAAGACUGAUGCUCUGUGCAAUGUGUAUACCAAUCAAUCUGUUGGUCACGGAGCCCCCUCUGACACAGCAUUUUGUGCUUUGAUGUUGCUACAGCCUUUUCAUCAGCAAAUUUUCGAUAACAUAAUUAAUAGAGAUAUACAAUGGCCCAGAAUUCCUGAUGAGAUCAGCUUUGAAGCAUAUGAUUUGAUAAACAAAUUACUGAACGAAAAUCCAGUCCAAAGAUUAGGCGCAACAGGAGCAACAGAAGUAAAACGCCACGCCUUCUUCAAAGAUAUUAAUUGGGAUACACUAGCAAGGCAGAAGGCUAUGUUCAUUCCAUCGGCUGAAACUCUUGAUACGAGUUAUUUUAUGAGCCGGUACAUUUGGAAUCCCGAGGACGAACAUUGUCUCGGAGGUAGUGAUUUUGAUGAGAUUACUGAAACAUGCAGCAGUGGUUCAGGCAGUGAUUUGUUAGAUGAAGAUGGUGAUGAAUGUGGUAGUUUAGCAGAGUUCGGAGGUCCACCUCUUGAGGUGCAGUACUCAUUUAGUAAUUUCUCAUUCAAGUUACUUAUCCUGGCUUUGCCAUUGGAUGCUGGUUUAGAUUGCAAGGGAAAAGGAGGUGGUUGCUUAUUUGCUUUCUUGAGUUCAAAUUUGCUGGGGGUCGGGGAAGUGAAAAUGCUCAUGAAUAGGCCAAAGGGCAGAGCAGAGCAUAGCAUCAGUGGAGGGAAGCUGGGAGAAAAUGUGCGUACUCAUUCUCGUGUCCCUUGUUUGCUUCGCGAACUUCCUAAACACAACGCUUCGCUUUCCCAAACAUUCACCACUCGAUGCCCCUUCCACACGCGCUUCCAGGAAAAGGGUGGGAUUUCCCCCAAACAAGUAGCUCCGCUUGUAACUUUUGUUUUAGGAGGCCCUGGUAGUGGAAAAGGUACACAAUGUGCAAAAAUUGUUGAAACCUUUGGAUUUAAGCAUCUGAGUGCUGGAGACCUAUUGAGAAGGGAGAUGAUUUCUGAUAGUAAAUAUGGCUCAAUGAUUCUGAAUACAAUCAGUGAAGGAAAAAUUGUUCCAUCAGAAGUUACUGUCAAAUUGAUUCUAAGAGAGAUGGAAUCUAGUGACAAGCAAAAGUUUCUUAUUGAUGGUUUCCCUAGAAGCGAGGAGAACCGCAUAGCUUUUGAACAAAUUAUUGGAGCAGAACCACGUUUUGUACUUUUCUUUGAUUGCCCUGAAGAAGAGAUGGUGAAUCGCGUGCUGAGCCGGAAUGAGGGUCGAAUUGAUGACAACAUAGAUACAAUGAAGAAUCGUCUUAAAGUAUUUGAGGCUUUAAAUCUUCCCGUUAUUGAUUAUUAUGCUAAGAAAGGGAAACUUUACAGGAUCAAUGCAGUGGGAACAGUGGAUGAAAUAUUUGAGCAAGUUCGGCCAAUUUUUGAGGUGUUCGAGGUAUAUAUUUAUUAG